Messenger RNA from Trichomonas vaginalis G3, 1149 nucleotides. Its product is annotated as protein ubiquitination. Bases 1 to 1149 code for a protein of 382 amino acids. Gene Ontology annotation, molecular function: protein binding. Lineage: Eukaryota; Parabasalia; Trichomonadida; Trichomonadidae. The transcript is spliced from 2 exons. The record is from RefSeq and is a predicted model, not a curated record.
AUGAGUCUGCAAGGAAAUCCAAAGCUAUUCAACAUUGUGAAAAACAACAGAGUUGAUGAGCUUCAGAAGGAGUUGAAUGGAAAUGUUACAACUCUUCAAGAUACUUCUUAUGAAUUAGACUGUGAAACAUAUUUUACUUCAAGUUUAAAUAAAGGAUUAACUUUGAUGCAUGUCGCAGCAUUUUACGAUGCAUUGGACUGUGUCGAGUAUUUCGACAAACAAGGUAUUUCUCCCGAAAUUAAAUCAGCAUUAGGAUACGCUCCAGUACAUUAUGCAGCAUUAGGAGGCGCCAAAGAAGUACUGAUUUACCUUUGUACAGAGCAUAACGUAGAUAUUAAUUCAGCUCCAGCAAAUGGUUAUACUCCAAUUUGCCUGGCUACUUGUAAUGAUUCUGAUGAAAUUUUAAGAAUUCUCUUUGAUUGUGGCGCCAAAUAUAUACAACAGUCAGCUGGUAAAGUAGCAAUAAAUUCUCCAUUACUUAAAGCCAUUGAGCAACAUAAAACACAACCAUUUGUAUUUUUGAUGGAAAGAUGCGUACCAAUGUCUCUUAAAGAUGAAAAGGAUUACUCACCUCUUAUGAAGUGCAUUGCUCAUAGACUUUACGAUGGCGUUAACUUACUUCUUCAAUCAGAUAAAGUUAACGUUAAUUACUUAGAUGGUGAAGGCAGAUCUGCACUCAUGUUUGCUAUUGGUAGCACACGGGCUGAUCUAGUUCAGAAAUUAAUUGACAAAGGAGCAAAUGUCAACCAAAGAGGCUUUUUAAAGCAAUAUCCAAUACAUUUCGCUGUUACAUCUGGGAGCUACGAAAUAGUUGAAAUGCUUAUAAACGCAGGAGCUAACGUUAAUGUCACUGAUAAAUCGAAUAAGCUUCCCAUUAACUGUUUAUCGCCAAAACCAGACGCUCUCAAAAUACUCGACCUACUUAUAAAGAAUGGCAAUGAUAUUAACCACUAUUUCGAUAAAGGCGCAUUCAUUGCAAAUUUUAUCACACAACCAGGCCAAGAAGAAUUCUUUAAAUACAUUAUCGAUCAUGGCUUUGAUUUCUCUGGAAUUGCUCCAAACCAUAAAACUUAUUAUGAAUUAAUUAUGACUGUCGGCAAACCACAAUACAAAGAACUUGUAAAGACCCACUAUAAACCAAAAAAGUAA